Nelumbo nucifera (sacred lotus) is the source of this 3271-nucleotide messenger RNA. RefSeq lists its product as uncharacterized. NCBI's taxonomy places the organism in Eukaryota, Viridiplantae, Streptophyta, Magnoliopsida, Proteales, Nelumbonaceae. The record is from RefSeq and is a predicted model, not a curated record. Gene Ontology annotation, molecular function: actin filament binding. Gene Ontology annotation, biological process: actin cytoskeleton organization; actin nucleation.
AGCCAAGUUUAAGAAAGCCUAGGUAAAAAGUGAGGAGCUUUUUCCUUAAAGAAAUAACCGUAUUUUGGAGGAAAGACUUGUGAGGUUAAGAAGAGAUCAGAAUGCAUGAGCCAAAGGAGUAAAGAAGGCCCAGUACCACUGCAACUACCUGGUUCAGGGGUUACUUGGAGUAACAUUAAAGACUUUGUAUUAGAUCUUCUCCAUUACAUCAACCCUCACCACCCCAGUACAAAAAUAGUAAAUUUCUUCAGAAAAAGAAACAAAAUGAUGAAGCAGAGUUGUAAGCAGAGAGUUUAUUGAUCUCUUGAUGAUUUUUAGCUGAAGAACAUGGGUUAUAGUCAGAUCUUUUGUGCGAUCCUCUUCAUCUUUGUACUCAUUUCAUUUCUCAACUACCAGAUUUUGAUGUCAGGUGCUUCAUUGAGUACAGUAAAUAAUUCUGUUGAACGUGGCAUGAAAGAGUUCUACUGGGUGGAAGAUAGUUCAGAAACCCAGAUUAAGAUUAGAAAGGUCUCAGGAAAUGAUGAGAAUGAAGAGAUGACGGCUUUGAUCUUAGAGAAGUUCAGAUUAUUGCGUGGACUAAACAAUGUCCACUUAAGAAGUCCAAAACAUGAUCACGUUGAACAUGGGUUCUCAGCACCUUCUCCAGCAUCAUCAAUUGAAGCUGAAGCUCCAGUUCCUGUACACUCUCAUCAUCAUCAUCCAUCACUUCAUCCAAGUCCGGCCCAGCCACCUAACAAGGCUCAAUAUGGGAAUGGGAAUAAAAGAGUUAAAAGAAGAAUUGUUAUAGCAAUUCUUGCAUCCAUUGGAGCAACGUUGGUUCUAUUUGUUCUUGGGCUCAUCUUGGCCUUGCAGAAAUUGAAAACAUGUUGUCAAAGGGGACAUGCAAGCAGAAUGGUAUCUAGAAGGAGAUCAAAAUUUGAGAAUUCCCCAAAUUCAAUAAUCAAGGUAAGUUCUAUUCCAGGCCCAGAUCUUUCUUAUUUAGAUUCAUUAGCUCCAGUUUCAAAGCUAGAAGCAUCAUGUAUAAAUCACACUUGUGAAACUUUGGCCAUAUCAACCAAACAAGAACUAUUGAAGUCUUUGUCAGAUGAGGUAGAUGGAUCAUGCAGAAAAUCGACGAAUGCAGAAUGUGAUUAUGUGAAUUGCUCUUCUGCUGAGGAAAUUCUUUCUGUCCACGCACGUGUAGAACCAAUCAAGAGUAGUAGUAAAUCUUCAUCUACCUAUGGAAGUAUUCAUCCUGAACUCCUGUCUCUUGAUGAUGAAUCAUUUCACUCGUUUUGUGAUUCAUAUUCAUCAAAUGUAAGGCUAUCCAAUGCUUCAGAAGGUGGUCUGAGUGAUCCACCCAACCACUGUUUAAGAGAACCUACGCUGCCCCACUCACCAACUCCUCCCUUGACACCGGAUCUAGAACCACCUCUAUAUUCAAAUUUGCACUCUUCUCCUGAAUCUCCAAUUGAAAUCAAGCAAAGAACAUCAAUAUCCCCUUCUUUCAAUUGUCUGCAAGAUUUACUUCCACCUCCACCACCACCACCAACUCCUCCUCCUCCUCCUCCUCCUCCUCCACCACCACCACCUAUUUUUCUGGAUUCACCUCGGCAUUCAGAUUCAUCUUCAGGAUCGAAUCAAGGCCCAACUGAAUAUGGGACUUCUUCUCCUAUUCCUACACCAAUUCAGUCUUCAAUAAUCCAAUUGGGUAGUAAUGGAAGUAUUCCUCCCCCACCAUUCCCACCUUUGCCACCUCUCUUGCCAACUCCAUUUCAAAAGGGCCAACCACCGCCACCCCCACAAUGUGUACUUCCUCGAUCUACACCAAUUGGAAAGAAUGGAGAGCCAUUGCCAAAACUAAAACCACUUCACUGGGAUAAAGUAAGAGCUGCCCCAGAUCGUUCCAUGGUGUGGGACAAGCUGAGAACAAGCUCAUUCGAAUUAGAUGAGGAAAUGAUUGAAUCACUCUUUGGGUACAAUUUCCAAAGUUCAAUUAAGAAUGAUGAAGGUAUGAGCAAGAUUUCAUCCCCAAGUAGGCACAUCCUUGAGCCUAAGAGAUUGCAGAACAUCACCAUACUAUUGAAAACCUUGAAUGCAACUAUUGAGCAAGUUUGUUAUGCACUUGUGCAAGGGGAUGGAUUGUGCUUACAGCAACUAGAGGCACUAUUGAAAAUGGUACCAACCAAAGAAGAAGAGGCCAAGCUCUCAAACUAUCAAGGAGAUGUCAAUGAACUGGGGCCAGCAGAGAGAUUUGUGAAGAUGAUGCUUGGAAUACCCUUCGGUUUUCGGAGGAUUGAGGCCAUGCUCUAUAGAGAAACUUUUGAAGAUGAGGCGGUUCAUCUCAGAAAGUCCUUUGAGAUUCUAGAGGAAGCCUGCAAGGAACUCAGAUCAAGCCAGCUAUUUCUGAUAUUACUUGAAGCUGUACUUAAAACAGGAAACAGGAUGAAUGUUGGAACAAUCAGGGGGGGUGCCAAAGCAUUCAAACUAGAUGCCCUCCUUAAGCUUGCAGAUGUGAAAGGAACUGAUGGGAAGACCACAUUACUCCAUUUUGUUGUCCAAGAAAUGAGUCGUUCAGAAGGAAUUAGAGAAUUUGAGAUCACUACAAAGAAGAGUCAUCCAAAAGUUAAGAACAAAACUAUUGAUGAAAGGGAAGAAGAUUACAGAAGAAUGGGCUUAGAUCUUGUUUCAGGCAUGAGUGCUGAACUCUGCAAUGUGAAGAAGACAGCCACCAUAGACUGGGAUGUGCUGGCGAGCUCAAUCACAACCCUAUCAGAUGGAACGAUCAAGCUGCAACAUCUAAUACACAAGGAUUUGUCUAUGGAUGCUCAAAGUGAGAAUUUCGUUCACUCUAUGAGAUCUUUCCUGAAUCAUGCAGAGAAGAGUAUCAAAGAGUUACAGGAAGAUGAAGAUCGAGUCCUAUCACAUGUGAGAGACAUCACAGAAUAUUUUCAUGGAGAUGUGGGCAAACAUGAAGCUAAUCCACUUGAGAUUUUUAUGAUUGUGGGAGACUUCCUGGGUAUGUUAAAUGAAGUCUGUAAUGAGCUUAGAAGCUUGAAGACCCCAAGUGGUCAAAACUCUGUGGCUCCUUUCCGAUAGAUAAGAUCAAUCUGUAGGUUUAUAAUUAUAAAUGUAUAGACUUUUUGUAUGAGAUCUCUGUUUUUUACCUUUUUUCUGGGUAUUCAAUUGCUUUCAUCCAACUGUUCAUGUGUCUACAUUUUCAAUCAAGCAAACAUUGUGACUGUUGAUGUAGCUACUAAUAUCAUCUUCAACCAGAUUGAUUUGAAAUUAA